AUGGCGAUUCCGUAUUACGACUUUAUCGUAGUUGGAUGUGGAGGCAUCGGCAGUGGGGCGUUGUAUUGGUUGACUAGGCAAGGUGGAAACCGUGUCCUUGGGUUGGAGCAGUUUAAACUUGGACACGAAAAUGGGGGAUCGCACGACUACUCAAGAAAUAUUCGUAUGGAUUACACAGACGACGCAUACAUCGAUCUAUGCCGUGGGGCGUACUCGUCGUGGAACGAGGUUGAAAGGGAAUCGGGUGUACGGUUGGUCUACAAAACAGGCGGUGUCGACUUUACUGACGGGAGUCCUUCAGCAGAUCGGUAUCUCUGCGACAUUGAAGAGGCAAUGAAUAGACAUGGUGUAAGAUGUGAACGAAUGGACGGCGAUUUGCUUAGUAAACGAUUUCCUCAGUUUGUGACGAAGUCUAACUGCAGGGCCAUAUAUCUGCCGGAUAACGGUGUGAUCAAUUCGGCGCAUGCGAAUGCGGUUCACAUACAACUGGCAAGAAAACAUGGUGCUCACAUUCUGGAGGAAGUAAAAGUGACUGGCAUCAACAGGGAAGAAGGAGUUCCAUUGGUGCAAACUACCCAUGGAAACUUCCGAUGUCGUCGGGUAAUAGUGACGGCUGGGGCUUGGGCAAACGACGUGCUUGAAUCUGUAGGCGUGAAGGUCCCCCUACGCGUGACCCAAGAACAAGUUACGUAUUUCGACACACCGCAUAGGAAGGACUUCACAAAAGACAGAUUUCCUUGUUGGACCUACAUGUCGUCGGAUGGAGACGUAUUUUACGGCCUACCGGUUCAUGCUGUGAAGGGCCCCAAGGUUGCCAUGGACGCAGCAGGGGCUGAGGUCACGCCACAGACCCGCUCAUUCACUCCAAACCAGGAGAAUAUUGACAAAUGUAUCCGCAUGUGCCGGGAAUACAUACCCCGGUGUCUUGGCCCAAUUUUGAUGACGAAGACCUGCCUCUACGCUAUGACUCGUGACCGCCAUUUUGUUAUUGAUACCUGCCAUCGCUCUGGUUUCCCGGAUGUUAUUGUGUGCUAUGGUGCUGGCCAUGCAUUCAAGUAA
Molecule: messenger RNA, 1059 nt
Organism: Patiria miniata (bat star)
Lineage: Eukaryota; Metazoa; Echinodermata; Asteroidea; Valvatida; Asterinidae
Product: monomeric sarcosine oxidase-like
Exons: 7
Coding region: 1-1059 (352 amino acids)
Molecular function (GO): flavin adenine dinucleotide binding; sarcosine oxidase activity
Source: RefSeq, a predicted model, not a curated record